UCCAGCCCCCUGCCCUUUCAAUGUCCAUGAGAUCAUAAUGCAGCAGAAGAACACUGAAACCCAGCUAUUUACGGAGUGUUCGUUAUAAUCAAAGGAAGGAUUAUGGCUUCAGAAGCGAUGGAAUUGAAUGGAGAUGCUAACAGAAGUGAUUCAAGAGAGAUUCAGGAGAACCCAAAGGAAGAAAGGCAGCAGUCUGAUCGUCCUCGGCAGAGCCACUGGUCAAGGAACACCCCAAUUAACAUGAACCACUAUGCCAAUAAGAAGAGUGCAGCAGAGAGCAUGCUGGAUAUCGCGCUGCUGAUGGCCAACGCCUCCCAGCUGAAGACCAUCCUGGAGCUGGGACCCACGUUCUCCUUCUACAUUCCUCUCAUCAGCCUCAUCAGCAUCUCCCUCAUCCUACAGAUCAUCGUGGGGGUCUUGCUUAUCUUCAUAGUGAAGUGGAAUCUGAAUGACACAAGUAAACACUACAUACUGAAUCUUCUGGAGAACAUCGUCACAGCUCUCGUCUUUGUCAUCGUAGUAGUAAAUGUUUUCAUCACAGCAUUUGGCGUCCAAAGACCAGAGGACACAAAAUCAUGACUGGCAACAUGAGUUUAGGAUUUCAUACAAUUACACAUUUUUGGACAUUUACUAUCAAACAUCAAGCAAGUUGUCAUGACAUAUUCAAAUGUGCCUCGAUGUAAAUAUGCCUUAUGUUUUGCAGAAACUUUUUUUAGUCCCAAAAUGAGCUAAUAACAGCUUAAGCAGGGCUGUACGUUAACUUUUUUUCACAUAGCACUGGUGCUACAGAGGUUGAAAGUUUUGUAGCA
Molecule: messenger RNA, 809 nt
Organism: Sinocyclocheilus grahami
Lineage: Eukaryota; Metazoa; Chordata; Actinopteri; Cypriniformes; Cyprinidae
Product: ninjurin-1-like
Exons: 4
Coding region: 103-579 (158 amino acids)
Biological process (GO): tissue regeneration; cell adhesion
Cellular component (GO): membrane
Source: RefSeq, a predicted model, not a curated record